AAAAAAAGGUGUCGAAGAGGGUGUGAAGAGGGGGGCCGCAUAAUGCGUACAUAAAAGCGGACCCCAAUCGGGAGCGAGGAGGGGGAAUUUCUAGGGUUCGAUUUCUCGGGGAAUUAGGGUUUCCUCUGCGAGUUCGCGAGAGGAAUCGCGAGAGGAAUGGGGUGCGUUUGCUCGAGGCAGAGGGAGGCGGCGGUGGAGGUGGAGGGGGCGAUCCCCGCGGUCGAGGAUGGAUCCGAGGUCGGCUUCGCGGCGACGCGGAAGAGCGCGUGUCGUGGCUACGACUCCGGCGAGCUCGCGAUCAAGCCGGCGAAGGCCGGAGCCGGAAAGUUGUCAGAAACAACUUCAAUUUUUGGGAGAGCUGGAAUUGCUGGUCUCGAGAAAGCUGUGGACGUUUUAGAUACGCUUGGGAGUAGCAUGACAAGUUUGAACCAUAGCAGUGGAUUUGUCUCUGGAAUUACUGUUCGAGGAAAUCAAAUAUUCAUCCUGGCAUUUGAAGUUGCAAACACAAUUGCUAAAGCUGCCAGUUUAUGGAACUCCUUUUCUGAUGAGAAUCUCACAUACUUGAAGGAAGAAAUAUUGCAAUCAGAGGGAGUACGAAUAUUGAUCUCGUCAGACGACAACGAGCUACUACGAAUUGCCGCUGCUGACAAGAGGGAAGAACUAGCUGUUUUCUCCAGGGAAGUGAUCAGAUUUGGUGACCUCUGUAAAGAUCCUAUAUGGCACAAUUUAGGGCGUUAUUUUCAGAAAUUGUGCUCAGAUCGUUCACCUCAGGACCAUUCAAAAGAAGAGAUUGAAACAACAGUGCAACAAUUGAUAAACUUGGCUCAGAAUACCUCUGAGCUCUACCAUGAGUUACAUGCGCUAGACAGAUUUGAGCAGGAUUACCAAAGGAAGUAUCAGGAGGAAGAAUCUCUACCUACAGUUAGAAAGGAAACUUUUAUGAUAUUGCAAAGUGAACUGAAACGCCAAAAGAAACUUGUAAAGAGUUUGAAGAAGAAAUCUUUGUGGUCAAGAAAUUUGGAGGAGGUUGUGGAAAAACUUGUUAAUAUUGUCAUAUUCUUACACAAGCAAGUUACAGAGGCAUUUUGUAAUUCUGGUAUUUUGGCAAGUGCCAACUUUCUUGACAAUGAGCCAGUUCAAGAUAGACGAUUAGGUGCUUGCGGCCUUGCAUUACAUUAUGCUAACAUCAUCAACCAAAUUGAUAACAUAGUUUGUCGACCACUUUCCCUUCCUCCUAGUACCAGGGACAACUUAUACCACGGUCUACCGACAGCAGUGAAGUCAACUCUGCGUUCUCGGUUGCAAUCGUUUGAUGCUAAAGAGGAGUACACUGUUGCUCAAAUCAAAACCGAGAUGCAGAAGACUCUUCGUUGGAUUGUACCUAUAGCAGAAAAUACAAUCAGAGCACAUCAAGGUUUUGGAUGGGUUGGAGAGUGGGCGAACAUCGGGACUGAAAUAAAUAAGAAGCCCGUCCACCAAAGCACUGUUACUCGCAUCCAGACGCUUCAUCAUGCGGAUAAGGAGAAGACGGAGCAAUACAUACUCGAAUUGGUGGUAUGGCUCCACCAUCUUGUCCUCCAGGUCAAAACGAGGGGAUAUGGGCUCAACUCCAUAAAGCAAGCUUCGUGUCGGCUCCAAAAGGGAGAUUCGCUGCCUGAAGAAGCCAACGAGGGCUCAUCUAUGGUACGCAGCACGAAAGAUGAUUGCGGUACAAGUCAAAUUUGCGAAGGGGAGAGAGAAUUGUUGGAAUGUAUUGGUGCAAACAAGUAUAUACACAGAAGAAGCAGAAGUUUCGAAGGUACGAGAAGGGAAGCCGAAAGAGCGCAUAGGAAUAAGGGUUUAAGCAGGAGUUGCGGGAAUUCUCCAGCAAGAGAGUUCAUUGAGGCCUUGAAUUCGCACCUCGAGAAGAGGAUGGUGUUGGAUGUAAUGGAUGGGCUGGAUACUAUGAAUCCACACUCCGCCCCAUUUUGUUAGAGCUCCUCAUUUUGCCUUUUCUCCCCACUUGUAACAAAGUGAUGUAUUUUUUAUAGUUUACCAUGUAUAUGUAAUAUUGCCGCACCUUAGAUUUCUUUUGCUGUACAUAUUACUAAGUACAGAGAGAGGUUUUGUUCAUAAUUGGAGCUAAGGCAGCAUUCUACAGCAGUCUGACAUCCCUA
Messenger RNA from Ananas comosus (pineapple), 2156 nucleotides. RefSeq lists its product as uncharacterized. The record is from RefSeq and is a predicted model, not a curated record. NCBI's taxonomy places the organism in Eukaryota, Viridiplantae, Streptophyta, Magnoliopsida, Poales, Bromeliaceae. The coding region runs from base 157 to 1974 and encodes 605 amino acids. Gene Ontology annotation, biological process: positive regulation of growth. The transcript is spliced from 12 exons.